AUACUAUAGUUUGAUUAGAUACUUUGAUUGAUUUGUCUUUCGCUUUAGUUUUCUCCAACCUUCUCUUUGGUUUUGCUUACUCAAUCUCCAAAGAAUAAAUGCGUUGCCUUACUAACACUCAAAAGCUUUAGUUUGUACCUUUUCAUCAGUGGAAUUGGAAGCGGAUGCAAGCAAAGCAAAUUCCUAUAAUGAAGCUAUAAACACGUUCAUUGCUAAUUUGUUCAAACCGCAUCACCCAAAAAAAACUUGGUUCGUAGUGACAUAACCCACAACACAUUCCCUGCUUCACCCUCAAAAGUCAUGGCUGAACCCUUCGCAUUUAACAUUGCAGAAAAUGUCCUCGAGACACUAACCGCUCUUGUUGUUCAAGAAAUUUCACUUGCUUGUGGUGUCCAAAGUGGCUUUCGAAAGCUUCGUGAAAUGUUAGCCACUGUCAAACCUUGGAUCUUAGAUGCUGAAGAAAAACAGGCUCGUAACAAUCAGCUUCAAGAUUGGGUACAAAAGCUGAAGGAUGCCUGCUAUGAUGCAGAAGAUGUAUUAGAUGAAUUUGAAGUUGAAUCAUUGCGGGGGCAAGUCUUGGAACAGAAGUGCAUUGGAAACAAGGUAUGCAAUUUCUUUUCAAGCUCAAACCCACUUGUUUUUCGGCUUAAAAUGGCACAUAAGAUUAAGAAAAUUACAGAGAGGUUUAGUGAGAUUGCUGAUUUGCGAGAUCGUUUUCAUCUCGUAGAAAAACAUGAUGACACUAUGCAUGUUGUGCUCUCGGACAGGGAGACCCACUCCUUUGUACAGGCAUCGGAUGUUAUUGGUAGGGAUAUAGACAAAAAAAAUAUCGUAGAAAGUUUAUUGCAAGCUCCAACUGGUGGGGAAGAGGAAAACAUUUCCGUCCUUACUAUAGUUGGAAUUGGAGGUCUCGGGAAGACCGCCCUUGCAAAGUUGGUGUUCAAUGAUGUAAAUGUAGCUGAGUUUUUUCAGUUGAAAAUGUGGGUAUGCGUUUCAAAUGAAACUGAUUUGAAACGAUUGCUUGAAAAAGUCAUUAAAGUUGCAAAUGGGGGUGAUAGGGACUAUGGUAAUAUGAGCUUAGAGAAAUUACAGAAGGGCUUACGAGGUUGUUUGAAUGGCAAAACGUAUUUACUCAUUUUAGAUGAUGUUUGUUGGGUCGAUGAUAAACCAUGGAGUAAAUUGAAACCUUUGUUAAUGGGGGGAGCCAAAGGGAGUAAAAUCCUAGUCACUGCUCGUAGUAACCUAGUUGCUAGUAACAUGGGUACAAUACACAACUUAAAAGCUCUUCCUGAGGAAGAAUCUUUCUCUUUGUUCCUCAAAGUGGCCUUUAGAAAAGGGGGAAAGGAACAACAUCCGCACCUAGUACAAAUUGGGAGGGAAAUUGUGAAAAAAUGCGGAGGGAAUCCUUUGGCUGUGAAGACGCUUGCGAGUCUGCUUUAUUCUACGACUUCAAAGCAUGAGUGGGAAAAGGUGAGAGAUAAUGAGAUGUGGAAAUUAAUGCAAGACAAAAAUGACCUUUUGCCUGUUCUGAAACUAAGUUAUGAUCAGUUGCCUCAUUAUUUAAAGCCAUGUUUUGUUUAUUGUUCUGUCUAUCCGAAGGAUUAUAGGUUUGCAAGUUUUGAAUUAGUUCAAUUUUGGAUGGCUCAUGGUCUUCUUAAAACCUCUAACCCAGAUGAGGACCCUGAAGAAACUGGUAGGCGGUACCUGAAUGAGUUGUCUUCGAGAUAUUUUUUCCAAGAUUUUGAGACACUUGGUUUCAUUCAGCACUUCAAAAUGCAUGAUCUGCUACAUGAUCUUGCCCUGUUAAUAGCAAAAAAUGAGUGCUCCGUAGUGAAAUCCCAAGGCCAAGAUGUUGGCGAAGGGGUUCGACAUUUGUAUUUUUUGGACCUUGAUAUUCCUGCAGAAAGCUUUUCUAGGUACCUAGAUAACUGUUGUCAUGUGCGUACAUUUCGCUUCUUGUAUAUAAAAGAGGGAUCCAGAAAUGAUUUCUUUAUCCAAACAUUCCUCUCAAGGUUCCAAAGAUUGCGGGUGCUGGAUUUGAGUGAGUCUACUUUUGAGGUAUUGCCAAGAGGGAUUGGUAAUUUGAAGCAUUUGAGAUUUCUUGACCUAAGGGGUAAUCGUAAUAUUAAGAAACUUCCGAAUUCCAUUUGCAAGUUGCAAAAUUUACAGACUUUGAUUCUUGCUAGUUGCAAUGGAAUUGAAGAGUUUCCUAAAGAUAUGAGUCAACUGAUUAUGCUGAGAGCCUUGUCAAUAACCACAAAUUUGACGGUUUUACCAGAGAAUGUGGUGAACCGGUUGAAGUCGCUUAGGCAUUUGGCAAUUGGUCAUUGUGAGAAUUUAGAGCAUUUGCCUGAAGGGGUUCGAAAUCUCACACAACUUCGAACAUUGGUGAUUGGUAUGUGCAAAAACUUGAUCUCACUUCCUCAUGGUUUGAAUUGCCUGACAAAUUUGGAAAAUCUAGCAAUUUUGCAUUGCGAAAGGCUGGAAUUAGAAGGGAAAGAAGAUAAUAGUCAAGAGCAGCACAUUGCACAAGGGCUAAGGCUUAGAAGAUUGCUACUUGGAGGAUUGCCAAAGCUGAAGACACUGCCCAAAUGGCUUUUAAUUCAAGGAAGUGGCUCUCACACUCUAUCACUUGAAAUGCUAGAGAUUUUUGGAUGCCUGGAAUUGGCAUCUCUGCCAGAAGUGAUGCAAUGCCUCACUGCCCUCGUGGAAUUGAAGAUUGAAUAUUGUCCUCUUUUGAGUGAAAGAUGCAGAAGGAAAACAGGUGAGGAUUGGCCAAAGAUUGCUCAUGUCCCUUAUAUAUAUCUUGAUGGCCAUGAGAUUGGAUCUAACAGAUAUCACAAGACUGAAGGAGAUCAUAGAGGGAAUCAGAGCAGGUCAUCUACCACCACAGUCAUUUCUACCAACAUCUCACUCGAAAAUGACUGGAAAAAGGAGGAAAGAUAAGCAUCAUCCCCUAAGCAAGAAACAAAGGCCACUGCACAUGCAACACCACCUGCCUCCAAGGUCCCUAUGGAAGAAGAUACCCUUCUGACUCAAGACCUCAAUUCUAUAUCUUAGGCUCAAACACCGCAGUCCAGUUCCAUUUCUUCUGUCCCAAGUCCUUCAACUGAAGCUCCUCGAGCAGCUAGUACGAGAUCCAGCCCUCUAACUACUCAACCAAGAUCAUUUGAUUUUCAGCAGGAACAGCAUCCCAUCAGAAUACGCACCCAAAUAUUAGGCAAAUUGGCUGAUGCACAUGAUUUCUCUGCUUUUUAAGCAAAGUUCGAAUCCCCCUUUCCUAAGUCUAAAAAAAAAAAGCACCUCCCAUCAGAGUUCCUCUUCAGCCUUCUCCGCCUACUAAUUCAGUAAAUUCUUAUUUAUGGACUUUAUAUCUUGAUUUCAGGACUUUGUCUUUCACUUACCAAUGCUCAUUCACAGGCUAACAGUGCCGCCUUCGCUCCCACUGAUGUAUAUGGGGGUCUAUCAAUUGGCACCUCCCCCACGGUUUCUACUCAAGAUGAUACCCUUCACACUCAAAGUGAUACUACAACUCAAAAUCACUAUACUGAAUCUGAAGAUGAACUAUCACAAUGAACUUCUUUUUUUUCGGAUCCUUCCUUCCUUUGACUUGGUGUGAUUGGUACAACUUCCAGCCCCCAAACAAUUUCAGCAACAACUUCUUUUCCUCUGGAUGCUACUCCCAGCAAAGUUCCUCUAGCCUUCUUCAGUUACACAUUUGGUUAUACUCUUCCCACACAAAGUGAUACUCCAACUCAAAGCCCCAAUUCUGAAGCUCAAUUAGGCCAAAUUCCCACAAUCAAGCUCUUCUAAUUCGAUCAUUGGGUUGACCUUCCUGGACUUAGCAUUCAACUGUUGCAACAUCCGGCCCUCCAACUACUUUAGAAACGACAUUUGUUUUUUCCUAUGGCUCAAUUGUCAAUUACCUCUUUCUAAAGAGGAUGCUUUUGCAGCCAUGAUGAAUAGCUUUGGAGCUAAUUUGGUUCAAACUUCUAAUAAGGACAUUGCUUGGCUCUGCAGUCGGGCCACCUUGGAAUUACCUUGUGAAUUGAUACAUGAAGCACCUGUAGGGAAUCAUAAUACUCUCUGCGGUCUAAAUAGUUUAUUAGUCUAAAAAAUUUUCUGAAACAUUAAAAUUGUAUUUUAGGCAGAGUAAAAUUCAAUUUUAAUUUAGCAGUACCUAACUUGUUUAAGCAGAGUAAUUCAUGCUCUGUCCCGCCUUCUUCAAUACUUCGUAUUGUCAAUUAAUUCGGGGCUUUCUGUUUAUAUUGGGAAAUAGGGCUUUUGCACAUUUUCGUUAGUCAAAGAAAAGUUGAGCUAUCUUCGUGCUCCUGGCCUUGAAUUUUGAGAUUGUGACACUGACAUUCAAGGGUGACAUGCCAUUCCUAAAGAAUUGAAUGUUGUGCAUUGUCCCAUUUUGAUCCCAAGAUGCAAACGCCAGAUCGGAGAGGAUUGGACCAACAUUGUUCUUGUCCCCCCUAUAUAUCAUAACAGUAACGCAAUUUAAUAUAGCGAAAUUGAACAAGUUCUUGUUUUUUGUUUGGUUUUU
Molecule: messenger RNA, 4549 nt
Organism: Theobroma cacao (cacao)
Lineage: Eukaryota; Viridiplantae; Streptophyta; Magnoliopsida; Malvales; Malvaceae
Product: putative disease resistance protein RGA1
Molecular function (GO): ADP binding
Source: RefSeq, a predicted model, not a curated record